UGUUAUAAGAGUUCCUGAAGUAGGGGGUGAAGGUGAUUCUGGACCCGAGACAGUAUGGAGACAUCAGUGGACCGGAUCUCAUACACCCAGAGUAACCCGCUGUUUGACAUGUCACUCAGCAGGACUGAUCUCUACAGUUUCCAGCCUGAUGAUCUGAAGCCGCAGAGGCCCAGAAGACAGUGGUGUUUUAAUGUGAUUAUUGUUUACCUCAUAUUCCAGACCGCCCUUAAUGCCUUUCUCAUUUAUAAAGUUUUCACGUUGGGGUCUUCACUGUCUAACCCCAGGCUGGAGAAGCUGAAGUCCAGUUACAUCCCUCUGAGUAGAGAGCAGGGAGACGACAACAUCCAGACUCUGCUCUAUAACAACAGUCAAGAAACCAAGACUCUGAGGAGUCACCUGUGGGCCCUGAAGAGCCAGGUCAACAGUAUGUGUGGAGAGGAGGGUCAGCUGGACCGGCUGAGGUCUGACCUGAAACAGCUCAACACCAGCACUCACAACCUGGAGGGCAGACUGACAAACAUCAGCCUCAAAUCAGGACCUCCUGGUACUCCAGGUACAGAUGGUCACCCAGGUGCACCAGGAGAGAGGGGCCUCAAAGGUGACCCUGGUGUUGCUGGCCCUCCAGGACCAAAGGGUGACAUGGGACUCAAGGGACAAACUGGAGAGCCAGGAGUUGAUGGCCAAAGUGGUCCUAGGGGUCCACCUGGGCCUCCAGGAGCUCCAGGGGAUCAAGGACCAGGUGCAAAGGGAGAGAAAGGAGAACCCGGGCCUCCAGGUGUAAGUGGACCUCCUGGUUUCAAUGGAACUGAGGGUCCUCCCGGACCACCAGGUGCCAAAGGAGACAAGGGAGACCAAGUAAAUGCACCAGAGUUAAAUGUGCGUCUGGUGCCGGGGAAAUACCGCGGGCGUGUGGAAGUGAAGUACAAUGGGGUAUGGGGCACCGUGUGUGAUGACAGCUUUGACACUGUGGAUGGCAAGGUGAUCUGUAAGAUGUUGGGCUUCAAAACUGCCAUUUCCACCUUCACUGCCAGUCCUGGGUCUGGUAGGAUCUGGCUGGAUGUGCUGAGAUGUUUAGGAACAGAGUCUGACAUCUUUAGCUGCCCACAUGGAGGAAUUGGAGUUACCAACUGUCAACACAGUGAGGACGCCGGAGUGCACUGUCUCUAGAAUGACACCACAUUGAAGCCAACAAGAAAAAUGGUGUUUAAACUGUUCUACACAGUUUGAUAAACAUGUAGUGACAAGUUGGCUAGCAGGCAUUGCACACACAAACACACACACACACACACACACACACACAAACACAUAAACACAAACAUUACAUGCACACAUCUUGCUGGAGAUACAGUAUAAGCAGAGAGCAGUGUUGUUAAUGAUGUUCACAGCUGGAACUCAUUACAUUUUCAUAAAACACAGCAUAUAGAAUAACAUUCAGUUCAAAGUUUCAAUUUAUGACUAAACACAUUAGCCAAAAUGACAGUGCACUGUCAACAUGCUAAUAAAACUUUCCUGGAAUAAAAAUCUCAGGCAUCAUUUCUCCACUUUUUACUCUUUUGAUUAAUAAUAUUUCCCAAAUGAGGCAGAGCAGCGCUGUCCUCAUCAACCCCUGUCCUCCACUCGGCCUCCCUUGCCUUCAGUGACAUGCUUGCCAUCACCUUCCGUCCAUUGCACAUCACCACAGUCUCAGAUGACUUUGCAGAGGUCAGCAAAGCUGAAGAGGUCACAUUCAAGGACAGGAGCCGUGCUAAGGAAUGGUUUCUGACACAGCUGGCUCUGUCACGUUUUCCCAGACACCUCAGGGAACUUCCUGUAGAUACACAUGUCAAGGCUCAAGUGCUAUCACAGUUGAUACACCUAAAUGAGUAAUAAAAUACAUUGUGUAAGGUACCUUUUAUGUCCAAUAACACCUUUUUCAUAUUGCAUCUGUGUAUCAUAAUAAAUAUAUCUGCUCUCUGUAAAUCUUAACUUGAUAUAAUUGACAAUAAAUUUUUUAUGAGAGACA
This is a messenger RNA of Epinephelus lanceolatus (giant grouper), 2002 nucleotides long. It is a transcript of the gene marco, whose product is annotated as macrophage receptor with collagenous structure. The record is from RefSeq and is a predicted model, not a curated record. Lineage: Eukaryota; Metazoa; Chordata; Actinopteri; Perciformes; Serranidae. Gene Ontology annotation, cellular component: membrane.